AGCAAUUUAUCAAGACAUUGCCAGAAUACCAUGUGGUUGAUCCAGCAAGAGUAGAUGCAAGUGGGCAUUUUCUUUCUUUUAAUUUACACCAUGACAUCUCAAACACGAGGAAGAAGAGAGACCUCAGCAAAAAGGAUAAUAUGGUAUACUACAGAAUUAACCAUGAGGAUAAGGAUCUGUUUUUUAAUUUGACUGCCCAUGUGGGAUUUCUUUCCCAUAACUACGUAGUAGAAAGGAGACACGGCAACCACACUGGUGCGAAGAUUGCAACUCACUCAGGAGCAACUUGCCACUUCAUUGGCACAGUGGUGCAGCCAGGUUCUGGGAUUGGGACAGCAGCGAUCAGCACUUGCAAUGGCCUGACUGGAUAUUUCCAUCUGCCCCAUGGGGAUUACUUCAUUGAGCCCAUUAAAAGGCAUCCACAGAAGGAGGGAACACCCCAUCCCCAUAUUGUCUAUGGGGCAAAUAUCCUUCAAAAUGCUUUAAGGAGAAGACGGGCAAUCCUGAUGGAAAAACAACAACCGUGUGGAUUGAAUGAUACCCUCACCUUUUUCAAACAGCAGCAGCAUCUGAGGGAGAGAUGGGAACAAAAUCAUGUGGCUGUCAGAAAGGUUUCUCGGCGGUCUGUCAGCAAAGAGCGAUGGGUGGAGACACUUGUGGUUGCAGACAGUAAGAUGGUCGAAUAUCAUGGAAGUGACCAUGUGGAAUCAUAUAUCCUCACUAUAAUGAAUAUGGUCACAGGGUUGUUCCACGAUCCAAGCAUUGGCAAUGCAAUUCACAUUGUGCUGGUUCGGCUCAUUCUCUUUGAGGAGGAAGAGCAAGGCUUGAAGAUAGUUCACCAUGCUGAUAAGACACUAGCCAGCUUCUGCAAAUGGCAGAAGAAUGUCAAUCCCAAGAGUGACAUCAACCCUACACACCAUGAUGUGGCUGUCCUCUUAACCAGAAAGGACAUUUGUGCUGGCAUGAAUCGUCCAUGUGAAACCUUAGGUUUGUCUCAUCUGUCAGGCAUGUGUCAACCUCACAGAAGCUGUAACAUUAAUGAAGAUUCUGGCCUACCUUUGGCUUUUACUAUUGCUCAUGAACUUGGACACAGCUUUGGUAUCCAGCACGAUGGAAAAGAGAAUGACUGUGAGCCUGUUGGAAAGCGCCCAUAUAUUAUGUCCCGACAGUUGCAGUAUGAUCCUACUCCGCUCACUUGGUCGCAGUGCAGCAAGGAAUACAUCACACGUUUCCUAGAUCGUGGAUGGGGAUUCUGUCUAGAUGAUAUACCCCAAAAAGAAGUUUUGAAGUCCCCAGUCAUUGCUCCUGGAGUGAUUUAUGAUGUGCAUCACCAGUGCCAGCUUCAAUAUGGUUCUAAUGCUACUUUCUGUGAAGAUGUAGAUAACCUUUGCCAGACACUCUGGUGCUCAGUAAAAGGCUCCUGCCGCUCCAAACUGGAUGCAGCUGCAGAUGGAACUCGGUGUGGAGAGAACAAGUGGUGCUUCUCUGGUGAGUGCAUUACAGUAGGCAAGACUCCCGAAGCAAUCCAUGGUGGAUGGGGCGUUUGGUCAUCCUGGUCCCAUUGCACAAGGACAUGUGGGGCAGGAGUUCAGAGCGCAGAGAGACCUUGCAAUAACCCAGAGCCACAAUUUGGAGGAGACUACUGCACUGGAGAAAGGAAACGCUAUCGCAUGUGUAACAUCAGCCCCUGCCGAAAAGACUUGCCAACCUUUCGUCAGAUGCAGUGCAGUGAAUUUGAUACAGUUCCCUACCAGAAUGAAUUCUACCACUGGGUUCCCAUUUAUAACACAGCAAACCCCUGUGAGCUCCACUGUCGCCCAAUAGAUGGCCAUUUUUCAGAGAAGAUGCUUGAUGCAGUCACUGAUGGUACUCCUUGCUUUGAAGGAAGGCACAGCCGAGAUAUCUGUAUUAAUGGCAUGUGUAAGGCUGUUGGCUGUGAUUAUGAGAUAAAUUCCAAUGCAACUGAAGACCAGUGUGGAGUUUGCCUGGGAGACGGCUCUGCUUGUCAUACAGUGAAGAUGAUGUUUAAUCAAACUGAAGGAUUUG
Messenger RNA from Nestor notabilis (Kea), 2046 nucleotides. Its product is annotated as A disintegrin and metalloproteinase with thrombospondin motifs 12-like. NCBI's taxonomy places the organism in Eukaryota, Metazoa, Chordata, Aves, Psittaciformes, Psittacidae. The annotation marks the transcript as partial. The transcript is spliced from 13 exons. Gene Ontology annotation, biological process: extracellular matrix organization; proteolysis. Gene Ontology annotation, molecular function: metalloendopeptidase activity. The record is from RefSeq and is a predicted model, not a curated record. Gene Ontology annotation, cellular component: extracellular matrix.